AUGAAACGCAUUGAUAUCUUCUGUGCUUCCCAAGCUUCAACAGCUAUAUGUCUUAGCAUGGAUCAAGCAUCUUGCUCCUCUUCCAAUACCAUUCAACUUGGAGGCCGAACCAUUGACCGCCACAACCCCAUCAUCAAUGAUUCAAGAAGAAGCACUUCCAAGUCUCUCACUGCCCCAUGUUCUUCUUCUCAACCACCCAUCAAUCCCAAGCCUUAUCAUGACCUCCAUAAGGCAAAAAAAAACUCUUCUUUGAAGCCAAAUGACCAGGACAAGAAAAGUGCAAUAAAGGGCCAUGAUCAAAAGAAGAAAAGUACAGCAGAAAAAGUCACUGAACAUGUCACCAACACUUACUCUUCUAAGCCAAUUGAUAUCACUUUGAGGAGGAGUUGGCACAAACCACCCACUGAUUCAAUCACUCCUUCUGGUUCAACUAGAUCUUUGCUCAGUGACAAGGCCUUAUUGGAUGGUUCAUCAGAUUAUGAUCCAGUUUUGGCACUCACAACAGUUAAUAACAAAACUUCUCAAGUUUUUCAUCGAGAUGAAACCAACCCUGCUCCUAAAAACUCUAGUAGCUCUUCCAAUCCAAAAUCCGGUUCCCCAGACCAGGUUGUAGUACUGAGGGUUUCUUUGCAUUGCAAAGGAUGCGAAGGGAAGGUGAGGAAACACCUCUCCAGAAUGCAAGGAGUUAGUUCAUUCAACAUAGAUUUUGCGGCAAAGAAGGUGACAGUAAUUGGGGAUGUGACUCCAUUGAGUGUCUUGGCAAGCAUAUCAAAGGUGAAAAAUGCACAAUUAUGGCCAGCAUCUGCCUCAGCAGUUGGAUCUGGUAUAGUUGAAACAAAGAAAAAAAGUUUAUCUGAUUAA
Messenger RNA from Abrus precatorius (Indian licorice), 861 nucleotides. Its product is annotated as protein SODIUM POTASSIUM ROOT DEFECTIVE 2-like. The record is from RefSeq and is a predicted model, not a curated record. The transcript has 3 exons. Lineage: Eukaryota; Viridiplantae; Streptophyta; Magnoliopsida; Fabales; Fabaceae. Bases 1 to 861 code for a protein of 286 amino acids. Gene Ontology annotation, molecular function: metal ion binding.